UCUUCCCUGGGCCCUGCUGCAAUUUCCAUUAAUAGCCAGCUGAGCCUCCCGGCUAAAAAUAACCCACCCGCCCUCUUCAUAAGUGGCCGGUGGCCACCACCCUUCUCCACCCCCCCUUAAGCAGCCCCGUGCACCAUGGCCGAACGCCGCGUCCCCUUCACCUUCCUGCGCAGCCCCAGCUGGGACCCCUUCCGCGACUGGUACCAUGGCAGCCGCCUCUUCGACCAGUCCUUCGGGAUGCCCCACAUCCCCGAGGAUUGGUACAAGUGGCCCAGCGGCACCGCCUGGCCCGGCUAUUUCCGUCUCUUGCCCCGGGAGAGCGCCCUGAUGCCGGCCCCCGGGUCGCCCUUCGGGCAGGCGCUGAGCCGGCAGCUCAGCAGCGGCAUCUCCGAGAUCCGCCAGACCGCCGACAGCUGGAAGGUCACCUUGGACGUCAACCACUUCGCCCCCGAGGAGCUGGUGGUCAAGACCAAGGACAAUAUCGUGGAGAUCACCGGCAAACACGAGGAGAAGCAGGAUGAACACGGCUUCAUCUCCAGGUGCUUCACCCGAAAAUACACGUAAGUACCAGGGAGGAGGAGAGACAGCAGCCC
Messenger RNA from Calidris pugnax (ruff), 593 nucleotides. RefSeq names its product heat shock protein family B (small) member 1 (gene HSPB1). Gene Ontology annotation, molecular function: protein folding chaperone. Gene Ontology annotation, biological process: protein refolding; response to heat. The record is from RefSeq and is a predicted model, not a curated record. The transcript is spliced from 2 exons. Bases 136 to 564 code for a protein of 142 amino acids. NCBI's taxonomy places the organism in Eukaryota, Metazoa, Chordata, Aves, Charadriiformes, Scolopacidae.